AUGGGGCAAAUAACAGUCGAGUUGUACCACAAGCAUGCUCCAAAGACGUGCAGAAACUUCUUGGAACUGUCACGGAGAGGGUACUACAGUGGCACUAAGUUCCACCGCGUGAUUAAGGAUUUUAUGGCUCAAGGCGGUGAUCCCACAGGGACUGGACGAGGAGGCGAGUCCAUCUAUGGAGCCAAGUUUGAGGAUGAGAUAACGCGCGAGCUAAAGCACACGGGCGCGGGCGUGCUCUCCAUGGCCAAUGCCGGGCCCAACACCAACGGCAGCCAGUUCUUCCUCACGCUCGCCCCCACUCCCUGGCUCGACGGAAAGCACACCAUAUUUGGCCGUGUGUCGCAUGGAAUGGAUGUGCUGAAACGGCUGGGCAACGUGCAGGCAGACAAGACUGACAGGCCCAUCCAUGAUGUGAAGAUUAUCAAAGCAGUUCCAAGAGACUAA
This is a messenger RNA of Closterium sp. Yama58-4, 444 nucleotides long. NCBI's taxonomy places the organism in Eukaryota, Viridiplantae, Streptophyta, Zygnematophyceae, Desmidiales, Closteriaceae. The record is from the annotation of a GenBank genome assembly.